Molecule: messenger RNA, 19086 nt
Organism: Panthera uncia (snow leopard)
Lineage: Eukaryota; Metazoa; Chordata; Mammalia; Carnivora; Felidae
Gene: BRD4
Product: bromodomain containing 4
Biological process (GO): positive regulation of transcription elongation by RNA polymerase II; chromatin remodeling
Cellular component (GO): nucleus; chromatin
Source: RefSeq, a predicted model, not a curated record
AAAAAAAAAAAAAAAGAAAAACGGAAACAGCACAACUUCACCCGGCUGCCCCCCAAGGCCCGGCCUUGGAUGAAAAUGGGAAAUCCCAGUUUGGUAUAGUGGACAGUGUAAAUACUUGCAUUCAGGCCCGUGGAUGAGUCAUGUGCUUUUGCUAAGUGGCUGACCUCCCAUUUACUCAGGACCACAGCAUUGUUUUUUGAAAUGUUAUUUUUAUUUUUCACUCCGUGUUUUCUGCAACCUGGUGAGGUGUAUGGUCUUGGUCUUUGGGUUGAAUUUGGUGUGUGUGUUUUGGAUGCAAGAAGUGACCUCUUGGAGUCUGUGCUUUCUGAGAAUUGAAGUGUCUUUGCUUCCCUUUGGGAGGGCUCUACCUUUCCGUGUUUACAAAAACCAAGUCUGUGUGCCUGUAAGCCAGUGGCUCUUUGGUGGUGUAAUAAUGGUUGGGAGAUUUUUAUGAAUGGGGCUGUCAAGUUCCCUAAGUUGUUAGUCCUUAGAGUUUGUAGUCUGUUAGUGGUAAAGCUAUACUCAACAGGAUUUAUGAAUGUUUUCAGUCCCAAGUGGGUUUUGGGUGGUGGUACAAUCUGUUUUAUGAUCUCGCCAGCAACUUAAUAAAGCAUUCCUCCUCUCAGUUUAAUUUGGGUGGGGAUUAUCUUUCCUUCAAGGUAUUACAGAUAACCAAGCUCUUCUCCCCCAAAACUUCAACCUGAGGAAGAUAAACCUCUCAGAUGGUUCCCAUUGACUAAGUCCAGAAGGAAAAGCGUGAUCUGAAACAAAAUGCAUUGCUCCCCUGUUAUCCACCAUACCCCUUUCCUUGGUAGGAAACGUAGUAUCCAAGAGGUCAAGCUGUGGAGAAAAGCACUUAAGUUCAUUUUAGUUGGUUUUAACUGAAAGGAGAUGAUUGCACCUCUGUGUAUCUAGCUAGAAUUCAGCACAGCCAAUUUGCUGAAGAGGAGGAGCUCUGCCUACAGAUGAACGUUCGAACUUGAAAGGGGCUACAUAUUAAGGACAGGUUGGCUGUUCUGGGGUGCUAGUAUGGCUAGCUUCUCUAGCUUGGAUGGGGAUAAGGAGAAAAGAAAAACUGCCGAAGAAUUGCAAGAGAAUUGGCGGCUGCUUUGUAAAAUUUCCACUGAAUUAUUGAAUUGUUCAAAGGAAUUUAGACUUUGUUUCCAAAAGUUACUCUUUUGAGCCAGUUGUUGUGAUCUUUGUACUAAAUUGCACUUUUGUUUUUGAAGGUUGGGGGGGAUGCAAUAUUUUUCUGUUACACAAUUCAGGUUAUUGAAUGACUUGAGAUUUACAGACCUAGAAGAUUGGAGUCCUUGUUCUUAAUUUAAAGUAAAAACCGUUUGGUACAUCAAUGAUUUGUAGACUCUGGGCUGUUAAAUCCUUUGACAACCUGCUGUCAUGUGUCAAUUGUAAAGUGUUUCAAUUUCCGAUUUUGAAUGAACUUACAAAGUAGAUGUUUGUCUUUAUGUUGCUGGCAAAUGUAUAAGAAGGAAAGAAAAGCUUGACAUUGGAAAGUGCUACUAAUAUUUCAUACAUCUUUGUGAGUUUUGCUGUUUCGCAAAGACUGCGCGUUUGCAAGGUGAGAAUUGUGGGGAUUCUUUGCAGAUGCUGACAGUUCGUUUAUGAUUCAUUAGACAUGAGUUUGUAAAAAUAAAAUUUUAAGUUAUUUUAAUUUUUUACUGGAAUGUGAGUUCCAUGCGGGCAGGGUUUUGUUUGCUUGGUUUUACCUAUUUUAAGUCCCUGUUGUAUCCUCAGCGCCUAGAAGAGGACCUAAAAUAAAAUAUUCUUAGAGUGAACAAACUGGAAAGAUAAGUGAGCAAGAAUUUGGCAUGUCCAGGGGCUCCUCAGUAGCUCACUCAAUUAAGUGUCUGACUUCGGCUCAGGUCAUGAUCUCACGGUUUGUGGGUUCGAGCCCUCCGUCAGGCUAUGUGAUGACAUCUCAGGGCCUGGAGCCUGCUUGGGAUUCUGUGUCUUCCUCUCUCUCUGCCCCUCCCCUGCUUGCAUUCUGUCUCGCUCACUCUGUUUUUCUCAAAAAUAAACUUUUUUAAAAAAAUUUAAAAAAAAAAGAAUUUGGCAUGUCCUUAAUACCAAAUGCAAGUAAUUCCUCUUAAUAUCGUUAGGAGGGGAUAUAGUUGGUCAGUAGUGAUUUGCAAAGAAUGUGAAUUUUAACUGUGAUGUUAAGGUCCAGAAAUUGCAGUAAACUUGCUUAUGGUCCAAGCAGUGUGGCAUGCAGUUGCUUCUGUGCACUGUCUACUGUACAUUUCCCACUUAGUUUGAAAUGUGGUGAGUGGGUUUGGGCUGUGGUUCAGCAUUGGCCUGGGAAAAGUAUUUUUAAGAGGGAGAUGAAGUGGGUAAUAAACAUGUAUGGGCAGCAUUUCUUAAUGUGAAUCUCAUGUUUUUAAUAAAAACUUGAUUUGCGUGUGUGUUGUUAAACAUUGAGUCUUUUUUUGUUGUUUUUGUUUUGUUUUUGUAAUAUUCGGGCUUCAUGUGUAUAUAAUCGCCCAAUCAGUUUCAAGUGAUUAGUUCCUGAGCUCAUACUAUAUUCACGGGGAGACAAAAAGUGAGUUUUCUUUGGUAGGUUCAUUUUUUAUUGAUAUAUUCAUUCCCCAACAUUUUAUUGAGUAUAAAUUGUAUAUAACUUGAGCAUUACACUAUUAUUGUAAAAUCCCACCAAUCUCUCUCUUUUUUUUUUUUAAGUUUAUUUAUUUAUUUUGAAAGAGAGAGAACACGAACGGAAGAGGGGCAGAGAGAGAGAGAAUCCCAGCAGGCUCUGUGCUGUCGGCACAGAGCCCAACGCAGAGCUGGAACUCACAAACUGUGAGAUCAUGACCUGAGCCGAAAUCAAGAGUUGGAUGCUUAACCUACUAAGCCACCCAGGUGCCCCUUUAAAGAAAGAACCGCUUUGUUGAGAUACAAUUCACACACGUUACAGUUCCCUGGUUUAAAGUGCACAUUUCAAUAGUUCCUAGUAUAUUCAGAGGUGUGCACUGAUCACCACAACCAAUGUUAGAACAUUUGCAUCCGUCCCAAAAGAAACCCCUAUACAUUAGCAGUCACCCCCCACCCCCCCCCCCCCCCCCCCCCCCCGCAACACAUGGCAACCACUAAUACAUUUUCUGUUUCUAUGAAUUUGUGUAUCCUGGAUAUUUCAAAAAUCAUAGCCUUUCAUGUCUGACCUCUGAGUAUAACAUUUUCGUGCUUUGUGCUACAGCACGAAUCACUGUUUCAUUCCUUUUAUUACUGAAUGAUAUUCCAUUAUGUGAAUACAUGCCACGUUUUGUUUAUCCAUUCAGUAGUUGGUGGAUAUUUGGGUUGUUUCCACUUUGGCUGUUGUGAAUGGUGCUGCUGUGAACAUUCACGCACAAGAUUCUGUGCGGACAUGUGUAUUUUCUCUGGGGUAGCUACGUAACGAGUGUAAUUGCUGGUCAUGGUAACUGUUUGAGGGUGUGCAAUGACUUUUUAACUGCCUUGAUUUUCUAGUGCUUUCACAAGGGGUUAAAAGAAAAGCUUAAUGGGUUAAGGGUGUACCCAUUAUAAAAAAAUGAGGGAAUGGAAGUGCAAGGAUGUCUGCGUGUUGCAUGUAGUACAGCCUGCCUAGUUUGAUCCCAACUUAGUUUUUAAAAAUUGUACAUUCUUCGAGAACAGUUUAAAAUGCUGGUAAGGCACAGAAAACCAUUUGGAAGAUGAACCCCAAACUUGUGUUGAAAAGGGUAACUGUUAAAACUCUUAAAAUUUCUUUUUCAGCCUAAAUAGGCUACAACUUCUCAAACUGCAUGCGCACAUCUAGCUUAAAUCAUGGGAUAUAUUCUCUUCUAAAGAAAUAGAUGAAGUCCAUUGUCACAGUUAGGGCAAACAGCCAUCUGUCCAAUUCUUGACUGAACCCUGAAAGGGAAUAGCGGUGAUUGGUUUAUGUCAUUUGAAAAUGAGAUUGUGAGAUUUGUUUUUUCUUUAAGCAAAAGUAGUUCAUGGUCAUUUGAAAUAAUUUGAAAAAUAACAAUGUUAACGUUAGAUGUCAAAAACUGUCCUUUACCCUCAUUUUUGUUUCAAUUUUUCAUGUUAGUAACAAAAUUGAUUAUACUCUUAAGUUUUCAAAAAAUAUUACGUUGUGAACAUUUCCAGAAUGCUCUAUUUAAAUAGUUGCCUAAAUUUUAUCAUAUGAAUGUACCAUAAUUCUAUUUUUGGACCUUGUUUUCAGGUUUCCUCCUUUUUCAUGUCUAGAGAGGGGAUCACUGGAUCAGAGGGUGUGUAUUCUUUCAAACUUGAUACAAAUCAGUUUUCCAGAAAAGUUCCAUGAAUGUCCCAUUUCUCCAAUCACAGCUUGACACAGGGUCUUGUUUAUUUAUUUUAUUUUUUAAGUUUAUUUUUGAAAGAGAGAAAGAGCAGGGAAGGGGCAGAGAGAGAGGGAGACAAUCCCAAGCAGGCUCCACACUGUCAGCACGGAGCUGGAUGUGGGGCUCGAACUCACAGAAUUAUGAGAUCAUAACCUGGGCUGAAAUCAAGAGUUGGACGCUUAACCAACUGUGCCACCCAGGUGCCCCAACAGAGUCUUGUUUAUAAGGCUGAGUUUUGGUUUUUUGUUUUUUAACGUUCCCCCCCCCCCCGAAAAAAAAGCAAUUGGGCAAAAACAGGGUGUCCUCUUUGGUGUGUUCUGAAGGCAUCUGAGAAGCAGAUGUGUCUUGACAUCUUGCUCUUUGACCUUUCUACUCUCUCCUGUUAGACUUGGACUUUGUUGCCUGAAAUCAGGCCUCAGAAUUCCUAAUCCUGUGAUAGGAGCCUAGUGUUAUCUGAAUACUCUGGGGAAGGGUGACUGGAAAGGGCUUAAGCAGCCUGUUGGCAUCCAGUCCUGUCUCAUUUUUGCUGGCCCACUCCAAAGACUGAUAACCACAGGCGUGUCACAGACCCCAGUUUGAAUCCUGGCCCUGCUGCCAGGAUUUCAACCUGUCUCAGCCUCCUGCAAAUUUCACCUGCCCAUUUUUCGGUUUAGAGUAAAAUGAGGCUGUGCCCUCUCGCAGGUAGCUACUACGCACUUGCUGUCAUUGCCCAGGGGGAAGAACAGAAGUGGGAAGAGACAGCCAGGUCUGAGAGUAGAAUGCCAGAGGGCCGCGAAGGUGUAGCAGCCGGCACUUCCGGAUAUUGUGCCGCCAGGUGCCUUCUAGACGUGCCCCCUCUCCCCCCAGCCUUGUUGUGUCUCCCGAAUUGAACUAUGAGUGGGGAUCAUUUGGAGAAGGUGAUUUCAAGUGAGGGUUAGAUUUUUUGUUUUGGUUGGUUUUCUUUGUUGUUGUUGUUGUUGUUUUUUUUUUUUAAGUGAGGAUUUGUUUUUAUCUGAUACUGAGAUUAAAAGUGGUGGUAAUGGGAUUAGGGGAAGUUCAACUCUGAGGGCGUUCACUCUGUGGUGUUGGCUGCAGCGUUUGGGGAAAUGAUCCAGCAGGGAAAGGUAAUGUGUAUUCUUAGGCCUAAAAUGUAACUUUUCUAUUUCAUUAAAAAUGGGUUAUGUGAGUAAAGGCAAUGACCAGGGUGCCAGAAGUCGCUGGUGGACUAAAGUUUUUCUAGAGCAUAAGCACAACAUCUAUCCCUACCUUCUUUGCCCCCUUUGGCCCUAAUUUGAAUUAUGUUGACAUCUGAGCUUGAAAAAAGGAUUCUGGUCUCCAGGAAGGUUUGUGUCACAAGUCGGGAUCUCCCUGGAAGAGAGGCAGGCAGCUGGAUGGACCAGGCAAGUGGAGUUCUGACUGGAAAGUUACGGUUCUGCUACUUUGGGCCUUGUUGACCACAAGAACUAGUUGAUGUCAGUCACCCUUCCUGGGGACCAUCAGGAUCCAUUAUCACAUGGGGUGUUUUUUGUUUGUGUUAAACCCACCUGGAGAAUAUCUUUCAGAAAUCAGCCAAAUCUCAGCAUUUGACUGCAAAUUAAGGGUACUUGGAUGAAUAUGUCAUUUCUCUCUCUUUUUAAAUUUUAUUUCUUUUGAGAAAGAGAACACAAGCAGGGGAGGGGCGGAGAGAGAGAGAGAGAGAAUCCCAAGCAGGCUCCUCACUGUGAGUGCAGAGCCCCCGAUGUGGGGCUCAGUGUCAGGAACUGUGAGAUCAUGACCUGAGCCGAAACCCAAGUAGAUGCUUAAUUGACUGAGCCCCCCGGGCGCCCUCCCCCCCAUUUUUUCCUUUUGAACUGUGACAUAAUUACAAAGACUUUUUAUAGUUCAUUCUAGGUAUAGGCUGUUCUGUGAUCUUUUUCUUGGAGAGGUAUUGGCCUGUUUUGCCUAAUACAGGAAGUUGCAGGUCUUUGGGCUAUGGAGAGCAGACUUGGUUGGAGCUGUGUCACUGGAGAGGAAUAACUGUGGAGUGGAGUCCACUGUCAGAGUUCAGUCCCAGCCCUGACCCCCCCUUCUGGUCUUGACCUCAGGCAAGUUACCUAAUGGUUCUAGACCUCAGUUUCCUUAUUGGUAAAGUGGGGUCUGUAUACCUGAGCAUUGGCAGGUAGACAGAAGUGGGGGGGGGUGGUUAACAUCUGUAUUGUAUUUAGAUUGAGUGGGGUCUGAAGGGAGUGCUUGCUUUGCUCUGCCUGAAAGGCUUUGAGAAAAGCUGUCCAGGCUCUACUUUGCAUGUGGUCACCUUCCUUGUCUUGGUGUCCACUUAAGGCUGAAACUCCUUGUUUGUUCCUUGUUGCUGUCAGGUCAAGAGGCACUGGCACACUGUGGAAGCAGUACCAGGGGAGAGGUGUUGGGCUUGGUAUUAUGCAAUUUCCAGAAACAGGAAUUAGUAAUUCCCACGUCCUCAUGUGUGACUAAUGUCCCCACUUGUCCUACCCCAGGCAAUAACACAUAACACACCUGUGGGCAAAUUGGCCUUUGAGACUGUUUUGUGUUCAAAGGGUGGGGGUGAGAUAAAUUUGGGGAUUUUACAUCUGAAACAUUUUCAUUGUUUUUUGAGGAAACAUAUUUGGUGGGAGCAGAUUGUUACUGUGAGGGGUGAAACCGGAGAACUGAAGAACUGCAAGGAGGGUGGAACCUGCCAGUGGUGGGGGGGUGGGGGGGACGCAGGUGCGCGCACGUGCAUGCACAAGAACUGGGUGCAGGGGCACACUGUACUCACAUUGGACUAGUCAUGUAUCCUCUCAAGACUCAAUUUUUCAUAUGUAAAAUGGGAUAACAGGUUUGGGCUCCAGAGAACUUUGACCAGAAUCUAGAUUUUAAGAGAAAGUCACUCGUUUUAUAUCUGUCUUUUUCAAACUGUGGGUAAUGAUGUGAACUGAAAAGGUUGCAAUCAUUGUUUAAGGGGGGAAAAAAAGAAAUGUUGGAAAGUGUCUCACACAUUCAAGAGGAUUUUAUAAAACCUUUUCUUUGAUUUUAUGUAUUGUGAUGUACAUGAUAAAAUGUAUGUUACUGUGGGUCAUGUCAGAACAGUGUGAAAUAAUAUUUUAGAUAAUAUCCAAUUGUAACUGUCGGUACCUUGAUGGUAUUUUUUUUUUUAACCUUUUUGCAGUUUGUUUCUUCAUCACUUGUCCAAGGGUGACCACUGUAUAUGCUUUCCAGUAGCAGGUGAAUUGCAUUGAUCUUUAGUUUCUUUUCUUCCUUGUACCACUGUUUGCUAAACGCUCUGUAGGGGGUGGAGCGGCUCUGAGAGUUGAGGAAGCAUCUAGUGCUGAAGGUUGUCAGCAGACUGCAAUAGGCAAAACAAGAAGUAUAUAGUGUUUUGUGUGUGUUGUUAAAAUUCAGCUGAGUAAAUUUUAAAGAUCUUAGUUGGCUUUAUUCAAUGAUUCAUUAAUCGGGCGACACCUCAUCCAGUAAAUAGAAAGGCGCUCCAAAGAGCUGUAUAAAAUGGAAGGUUUUUAUAAGUAGAAGGGGGUGGGAUGAAGUUAGAAAUGCAAAGAAACAGGCUGUUUUAGGCAGGGUCACCUUCCUUUAGGGGCUGGGGUCUGUUGGGCAGAUGACCUCACUAGUGCUGGGCAGGUCAUUCCAGAUUGACUGGUUAAAAAUUCCACCUCUCGGAGAAGUUGAAACCAUGAUUAGGUAUUAAGUCUCAGUUUGGUGACUGUGGGGCUUAGCACAAGUGACUCCAUUUAGGGCCUUUUGUCUCUUUAAGUGUAAGGCAAGCUACCUGUCCUUUAUUCUCUGAUACGUCCUCCCGAUUUUUAAAUUAAGAGGCUUCUCUCUCUGUCUGUUUUUUAAGGAAAUAGUUGUAUUGGUUAGGUCUUUCUGGUAUAAGUAACAAACAUAAAACUACUUAAAAGGAAAGUCUGUUGGGUGAUGUGAACAUAAGUCUGGAGUGGGUAGGGCUCAGGCACAGUCGAAUCUAGGGGCUCAAACAGGGAUAUCAGAGCUUGUUACCUAUUUCUAGUAUAGUGACCUCAAGGUCAAGAUUGAAUCUUCUCUUGUAAUGCUGUCUGAUGGCAGAAGACUCUGCCUUGGAUCAUUUCCCGUCAUUGACCAUGUGCAGAAUGGGAAUGCCAGACAACCUUGCCUCACACGUAGCACCUGUAGCCCAUCUCUGCCCUCCAUUUGCUCACCCCAAACGGUAGCUCCAGCAGCAUCUUGCUCAUCAUUAUGAGGUAUGCUAGAUGGAAUACUUUGGUUGAGCAAGACGUCUGUCUUUUACACUAGAAGUAGUGUGCUCCCUAACUGCAAACAAGAAAUUUUGGAUGGCUGAGAGGGAAGUUAAUUUCCAUACGAAGUCAUAAACUAGAAUCCAAGAGUGAGUUAUCAGGAAAAGGGUAAAGUGAAGAUGGUAUUAGGGAUUACGUAUUCUAAAUCCUUUGGUAGAGGGUAAAAUGAAAGCUAGGAUUUAUCUUACCAGGUCCUGGGUGCAGAGGGGCUGCUGUGGGGCUGAGAGAGGAGUCAAGCCAAGUCUCAAAGUCUCUUUCGGGUGGGUGAGAUGAUGUGGGUUCCCAGUGGUGACUGGAGCCAGUUUGGCAGAAAAAUAGCCCUCAGGAAGCACAGGGGUGAGCUGGGCUUAUACUAACCUCGAGGAAGCACAGGGCAAGACUUGGAAAAGAGACCCGGUAGAUAAAUUUCAGUAAGUGCUUCCAUGAAUGAAAUUGUAAUGGAGAACAUUUCAGUAGACUGGGUUCAUCUUUCAUCCAUGCCUGUGAAAGCUACAGUUGUAAUUUUGCCAUUUGCUAAGCUGUUUCUGUACUUAAGUUCGUUCUUGUAAAGUCUGCUGCUUGACAUUCCUCUGGUAUUACAAAAAGCCUGCUCAGAUUUCCAUAAUCAAAAACAAGUGUUAAGCACUGUUAGGGUCAUCGUUUUCCUGCAGUUCUUACUGUUGGAUUUGUGCAGUCCUUUAAGGAGCUCAGAAUAAUUGAGGAUCCAGUGGCCAAGGAUGAGACCAGCCCUGCCUCUCACUAGAACUUCAAUUCUUAGCUUGAGGGAAGGUCAGAGGUCAUCUUGAGACUGUGUCAGAUGCUGUGGGUCCUUUCUCCAGGAAAAAUGCACAUGCAUGAAUAUUGAACCGUUGAGGGAGACAGUUUUCAGAACCCUGAAGUCCAUCCGAGGAGUAUGUACUAAAGUGAAUUUCCUGGAUUUUACUUUGAGAAUCAAAAAUUUAUUAUUACGUUAAUUGAAAGACUCUUGGUAGUUUUGAAGACAUUUGUUUUCGCACUAGCUUGCUUUCGCAGACAUUUAUAAAUUUAUGACUUGGAAACAACGUGGAACGCCCAUUUUGGUUUGUUCUUGAAAAAUCUUCCAGAGGGUUUUAUAGAGCUGUCAACUGGAGUGUCAACAGUGUUGCAAACUUCCUCCAUACCCCUGUGCAUCCCUCUUUUCCAGCUUGUUUUCUUUACUAGGGAUGAGGAAUGUCAGAAUGGGCCUAUCUGUGUCUGCAGAAGAAGGGAGGUUUUUGUUCACUGAAGCUGCCGCUGUUUGUAAAACUGUCUCCAGGAUUUGGUGUUGGCCUGGAGCCUUUGCUGCAGAAGGUAGCCCAGUGGGCCACUAGCCAGCCUGUCAUUUGGUGGUGUUGGGUGUGGGUAUACUUGGAAUUAUGGCUGUGGGUCCCUAUUGUGGUUUAGUGCCUCCUUUCUGCUGUGGGACAUGUGUUCAUGCGUACACCAGAACUACAUGCUGAGGGAUGGCAAGGGAUCAUUCUUCACCAUAAUAUGUUCAUGCUUAGGAAUAUGAACAUGCUACUCCAGGUGGUGUGCGUGAUGCCACUCUGCUGUCUCCCCAAAUUCCUGCGUGGUGGAAGGAAUAGGAAAUACAGUACCUCAUAAACUUGAAUAAUUCAUACUUUUGUAAUUGGGGCAGGGUUGUCAGAGGUUGCAAAAGAACUAUUACUUCUAAGAAUAGUGCAUAUUAACACCUCCUUUGCUCCUUAAUCUCUAAAGUUUGAAGAUUAAUCUUGUUAUGUGUUGAUGGAUAUUUAAGCAUUUACUGUUGGUGUUGGCUUUAAUUAAUCCCAUUGCUCUUCUCACUUGUAUUACAGUCUUAUUGUACAGGCAUGAUUUUUGUUACUUGAGCAGUUUCCCCUUUCUAUUCUGUAAUUAAGAGAAACAAGAUAGGGUACACGGAAGUUUUGUAAAAGAUGGUGCCAUCCACGUGUAGGUUGUUUUAAUUUACAAGCUUCACUGAAAAUUAUUUGGCUCUCAAGUGCUUUCAGUUAUUAAAAAAAACCUGCUAAGUAAUAAAGUCGUGUAUGUGUGUUCAUUUGUUUUCCUUUUGACACUAGGAAACAAUUGAGCUGACAGAUUAGCUGUCUGGAAAUAACACCACCUUUGUGUUCAUCUAUUUCAGAAUCAUAACACACAUCUUUGUAAUCCCAGGAAUGCAGUUUUGAGUUACUAGUGUUGGAGCCCUCUUGAGUUGCAGCACAUAUAGCCUGUAGUUUAGUUUGCCCGUCCUCAGGGUCCUCUCCCAGGACAUCUCUGGGCCUCUUUGCUGUGGGAACCCUGUGUGAACAUCCUUCCCUUGUACGUGUGAAAGCUGAAUGCCCACCCUGGCCUAUGGCUCUUUCCGCUUGCCUUCCCGACCCCCACAUUCCCUUUGUUCACCUUGAGGCAGUGCUUUUCUUCUAUCCAUGACUCUUUGUGAAAAGGUUCCCUGUGACGGAUAGAAGUAUCUUUUCUGAAUGUAUGUGGGUUUUUUGUUUUUUUCUUUUACCGGCUUGCCUGUUCUGAAAUGGUGAAGUCAAACACGAGUCCCCUGGCUGUCUUUGUCAGCCUCAGUAUAUGGAGCUGCAAUGUGGGUCUGUUUCCCACUAUUUCCCCAGACUGGGAGCUUGAGCAUACACGUUUAUGAGCACUCUGUUUUGGUGGGUAUUUGAGUGGAUACUAUGGCCUAGGAGCUAGAUUUCUAAGAAAAGCUCUAUGUUUUCCUUAAGUCUUAAGAAAACAACUUUACUAAUGGGGUACUGGUAUCAUCUUGGUUUUGUAAAAGGUAGCUGGUGCCCAGAGAGCUCAGUCACUUGAGCAGGAGUGCAAGGGCAUGGAGCUGGUAAGUGGUACGCCUGGCUCUAGAGCCCAUGUGUGCACACGUGCGUGCGCGCGCGCUCUCUCUCUCUCUCUCUCUCUCUCUUUUUGUUUUUAAGAUUUAACUAAUCUCUACACCCAUCGUGAGGGUCGAAUUUACAGCCCUGAGAUCAAGAAUUGCAUGCUCCACCAUCUGAGCCAGCCAGGCACUCCCACAUGCUCCUGACUUCGUUCUACAAGCUGUGGAAGGAGGGAAUCGGCCACGUUCAGAUGGAUGGAGUGGUAACUGACGUGCACAAGAUAGAUCAUGGGAGUGCUCGUGAGAGGUACAGGCCAGCCACUCUGAGAAGAGAGUCCUUCCAGCUGUGAGCAUAGGAAAGGAGCUGGCAUUUAGGCUGGUCCAUCUGUGAGACAGCUGAGGCCUGGACAGAGAUUUGGACUGUUCUGCAAGCAAGCACCUGCCCCUCGGAAGCACUCACGGAGGAGGGUCAUUACUCUGGCUGCAGACCUCUUUUUCAUCUGGGUAUCUGGUCAUUAAAUGCAGUGCCACCCUCCAGAGGAGUCUCAUGAAGACAUUCACAUGAGUGGAAUUAAACUUCACCUGCCUUGAUUUGGUUUCACCUCCAGUUUUUCCUUGUUACUCUAGUGAAAGUCUGUGAAUUCAGACAAAGGAGUUGGGGGAGUCAGUAAGCUGGAGUAAACUUCAUCUUUAGCCCAUGUGCCCUGGGCUUGCUAUAUCAGGGUGUGAACUGGAUGAUCUCCUAGGAUUAUGAGUGCCCAGUGAAGAAUGUGAUGGGAUCAGUAGCAUGUCUGCGGAGAGCGGCCCUGGGACGAGAUUGAGAAAUCUGCCAGUGAUGGGGGAUGGACUAGAAACCACCCAAAUGUCUACAACGCAGGCCCAGGCCCAACCCCAGCAAGCCAACACAGCCAGCACCAACCCCCCGCCCCCGGAGACCUCCAACCCCAACAAGCCCAAGAGGCAGACGAAUCAAUUGCAAUAUCUGCUCAAAGUGGUGCUCAAGACACUAUGGAAACACCAGUUUGCGUGGCCUUUCCAGCAGCCUGUGGACGCCGUCAAGCUAAACCUCCCUGAUUACUAUAAGAUCAUUAAAACGCCUAUGGAUAUGGGAACAAUAAAGAAGCGCUUGGAAAACAACUAUUACUGGAAUGCUCAGGAAUGUAUCCAGGACUUCAACACUAUGUUUACAAAUUGUUACAUCUACAACAAGCCUGGAGAUGACAUAGUCUUAAUGGCAGAAGCUCUGGAGAAGCUCUUCUUGCAGAAAAUCAAUGAACUGCCCACUGAAGAAACUGAGAUCAUGAUAGUCCAGGCAAAAGGAAGAGGACGUGGGAGGAAAGAAGCAGGGACGGCAAAACCUGGCGUCUCUACGGUACCAAACACAACUCAAGCAUCGACUCCUCCGCAGACCCAGACCCCUCAGCAGAACCCUCCGCCUGUGCAGGCUACACCUCACCCCUUCCCUGCGGUCACCCCAGACCUCAUCGUUCAGACCCCCGUCAUGACAGUGGUGCCUCCCCAGCCACUGCAGACACCCCCGCCGGUGCCCCCUCAGCCACCACCCCCACCUGCGCCAAACCCCCAGCCUGUGCAGAGCCACCCACCCAUCAUCGCGGCCACCCCACAGCCUGUGAAGACAAAGAAGGGAGUUAAGAGGAAAGCGGACACCACCACCCCCACCACCAUUGACCCCAUUCAUGAACCACCAUCACUACCGCCGGAGCCUAAGACUGCCAAGCUGGGCCCACGGCGGGAGAGCAGCCGGCCUGUGAAGCCCCCCAAGAAGGACGUGCCCGACUCUCAGCAGCACCCAGUGUCGGAUAAGAGCAGCAAGGUCUCAGAGCAGCUCAAGUGCUGCAGUGGCAUCCUCAAGGAGAUGUUUGCCAAGAAGCACGCAGCCUACGCCUGGCCGUUCUACAAGCCUGUGGACGUAGAGGCAUUGGGCCUGCACGACUACUGUGACAUCAUCAAGCACCCCAUGGACAUGAGCACAAUCAAGUCUAAACUGGAGGCCCGCGAGUACCGUGACGCUCAGGAAUUUGGUGCUGAUGUCCGAUUGAUGUUCUCCAACUGCUAUAAAUACAACCCUCCUGACCACGAGGUGGUGGCCAUGGCCCGCAAGCUCCAGGAUGUGUUCGAGAUGCGCUUUGCCAAGAUGCCAGACGAGCCUGAGGAGCCUGUGGUGGCCGUGUCCUCCCCAGCGGUGCCACCCCCGACCAAAGUGGCAGCCCCGCCCUCGUCCAGCGACAGCAGCAGCGAUAGCUCCUCCGACAGUGACAGCUCCACCGAUGACUCUGAAGAGGAACGAGCCCAGCGGCUGGCCGAGCUCCAGGAGCAGCUCAAAGCCGUGCACGAGCAGCUUGCAGCCCUCUCCCAGCCCCAGCAGAACAAACCAAAGAAAAAGGAGAAAGACAAAAAAGAAAAGAAAAAAGAAAAGCACAAAAAGAAAGAAGAAGUGGAGGAGAGUAAGAAGAGCAAAGCCAAGGAACUUCCUCCUAAAAAGACCAAGAAAAAUAACAGCAGCAACAGCAACGCGAGCAAGAAGGAGCCUGCGCCCAUGAAGAACAAGCCCCCUCCUGCGUACGAGUCGGAGGAAGAGGACAAGUGCAAGCCCAUGUCGUAUGAGGAGAAGCGGCAGCUCAGCCUAGACAUCAACAAGCUCCCUGGUGAGAAACUGGGCCGCGUGGUGCACAUCAUCCAGUCGCGGGAGCCCUCCCUCAAGAACUCCAACCCCGAUGAGAUUGAGAUCGACUUUGAGACUCUGAAGCCGUCCACCCUUCGAGAACUGGAGCGCUACGUAACCUCCUGUUUGCGGAAGAAAAGGAAACCUCAAGCCGAGAAAGUUGAUGUGAUUGCUGGCUCCUCUAAGAUGAAGGGCUUCUCGUCCUCGGAGUCGGAGAGCACCAGCGAGUCCAGCUCUUCUGACAGUGAAGACUCCGAAACAGAGAUGGCUCCGAAGUCAAAAAAGAAGGGGCACCCCGGGAGGGAGCAGAAGAAGCACCAUCACCACCACCAUCAGCAGAUGCAGCAGACCCCGGCCCCCGUGCCCCAGCAGCCCCCGCCGCCUCCCCAGCAGCCCCCGCCGCCUCCACCUCCGCAGCAGCAGCAGCCCCCGCCCCCGCCGCCCCCGCCUUCCAUGCCGCCACAGGCAGCCACCACGAUGAAGUCCUCGCCUCCGCCCUUCAUCGCCGCCCAGGUGCCCGUCCUGGAGCCCCAGCUCCCAGGCAGCGUCUUCGACCCCAUCGGCCACUUCACCCAGCCCAUCCUGCACCUGCCGCAGCCCGAGCUGCCCCCUCACCUGCCCCAGCCGCCCGAGCACAGCACUCCACCUCAUCUCAACCAGCACUCGGUGGUCUCUCCUCCAGCUUUGCACAACGCGCUGCCCCAGCAGCCGUCGCGGCCCAGCAACCGAGCCGCCGCCCUGCCCCCCAAGCCCGCCCGGCCCCCGGCCGUGUCACCUGCCCUGGCUCAGCCACCCCUUCUCCCACAGCCCCCCAUGGCUCAGCCCCCCCAAGUGCUAUUGCAGGAGGACGAAGAGCCACCCGCCCCACCCCUCACCUCCAUGCAGAUGCAGCUCUACCUGCAGCAGCUGCAGAAGGUGCAGCCCCCCACACCGCUACUCCCUUCCGUGAAGGUGCAGUCCCAGCCCCCGCCCCCCCUGCCGCCCCCACCCCACCCCGCCGUGCAGCAGCAGCUGCAGCAGCAGCCACCACCACCGCCUCCCCAGCCGCAGCCACCGCCCCAGCAGCAGCACCAGCCCCCCCCGCGGCCCGUGCACAUGCAGCCCAUGCAGUUCCCCACCCACAUCCAGCAGCCCCCACCACCCCCGGGCCAGCAGCCCGCACACCCACCCCCGGGCCAGCAGCCGCCACCGCCACAGCCCGCCAAGCCUCAACAGGUCAUCCAGCACCACCCUUCACCCCGGCACCACAAGUCAGACCCCUAUUCAACUGGUCACCUUCGCGAAGCCCCCUCCCCGCUUAUGAUACAUUCCCCCCAGAUGCCACCGUUCCAGAGCCUGACCCACCAGUCGCCACCCCAGCAAAAUGUCCAGCCUAAGAAGCAGGAGCUGCGCGCGGCCUCUGUGGUCCAGCCCCAGCCCCUGGUGGUGGUUAAGGAGGAGAAGAUCCACUCACCCAUCAUCCGCAGCGAGCCUUUCAGCCCCUCGCUGCGGCCAGAGCCCCCUAAGCACCCGGAGAACAUCAAGGCGCCCGUUCACCUGCCCCAACGGCCUGAGAUGAAGCCUGUGGACGUCGGGAGACCUGUGAUCCGGCCCCCUGAGCAGAAUGCACCCCCACCAGGGGCCCCCGACAAGGACAAACAGAAACAGGAGCCGAAGACACCAGUUGCACCCAAAAAGGACUUAAAAAUCAAGAACAUGGGCUCCUGGGCUAGCCUGGUGCAGAAGCAUCCCACCACCCCGUCCUCCACAGCCAAGUCCUCGAGUGACAGCUUCGAGCAGUUCCGCCGCGCUGCCAGGGAGAAGGAGGAGCGUGAGAAGGCCCUGAAGGCGCAGGCCGAGCACGCGGAGAAGGAGAAGGAGCGGCUUCGGCAGGAGCGCAUGAGGAGCCGGGAGGAUGAGGAUGCGCUGGAGCAGGCCCGGCGAGCCCACGAGGAGGCUCGCCGGCGCCAGGAGCAGCAGCAGCAGCAACGGCAGGAGCAGCAGCAGCAGCAGCAGCAGCAGCAGGCGGCCGCCGUGGCCGCGGCCGCCGCCCCCCAGGCCCAGAGCUCCCAGCCCCAGUCCAUGCUGGAUCAGCAGAGGGAGUUGGCCCGAAAGCGGGAGCAGGAGCGAAGGCGCCGGGAAGCGAUGGCAGCUACCAUUGACAUGAAUUUCCAGAGUGAUCUAUUGUCAAUAUUUGAAGAAAAUCUUUUCUGAGAGCACCUAGGUGACUUCUGACUCUGAUUUUCUGGCAAAACGUUGACUCUCCAUAGUGUUAGGGGCGGCAGUGGAGGCGGUAGCAGCGGCGAGGGGGUGUCUCCGGGCCUGGCCCUCCUGCAUGCUGUGCCCGGGGCAGGCCUGACGGGCAGCUGAGGAUCGCAGAGCCUGUCUGCCUUACAGCCAGCUGGACAGCCCGCCACCCACCACCCCCUCACGGGACGUCAGCUCAGAGCACGCCUCGCCACGAGCAAGUGCCGGCCAGACCCAAGCCGCGCGUCCCCGCGUGCAGGGCACAGGCCCUGCUCUCCGCCAAAUGUCUACACAGUAUACACAGGACAUUGUUGCUGCCGCCACCACCGUGACUGGUUUCUGUCCCCGAGAAAGUGACGUUCGUGACGUCCUGCCCACCAGGAGUCCUUCCCCCCACACCCCAGCCACCACCGCCCGCUCCCAGGAGGCCAGGGCAGGCCCGAGCGAGCUGGAGGCGGGCGAGGGCGCCGGCCCACCCCUUGCUGGCACUGACUUUGCCUUGAACAGACCCCACCCCGCCCCUCCCCCCACAAGCCUUUAAUCGAGAGCCGCUCUCUGUAAGUGUUCGCUUGUGCAAAAGGGAAUAGUGCCGUGGAGGUGUGUGUGUGUCCAUGGCAAUUCGGAGCGAGGUGACUGUCACACGCGCGUGUGUGGGCCGGCCUCGCCCAGUGAGUGAGGCCACCAACCAAAGUCAGUUCCUUCCCAACUGUGUUUCUGGGUUUUUUUUUUUUUUGUUUUGUUUUGUUUUUUCCUAUAUAUAUUUUUUUUGUUGGAUUCUAUUUUAUUUUUAACUCUCUCUUCUCCUCCAGACACAAUGGCACUGCUUAUCUCCGAAAUGGUGUGAUCGUCUCCUCAUUGAGCGGCGGCUGCCACCGCGCUGUGGGUAGUGUGUGACCGUGGCUGUACUGUGUAGUGAACAUAGUUGGCAUAUCUUUGUUUGAAGUUUGUUGGUGACUCCACCAAACUGGUGUAAAAAAAAAACUCAAAAAAACCCACAAAAAACAAAACAAAACACAAAACACACACAAAAAAAACUGCCUAUAUUUUACUCAGUUUCAAACUUUAUUAGUCUAUUUUUAAUUAUAAAGCCAUGUUUUCUUUUCCCUCCCCACUCCUUUGUUUUUUAAUGUCAAAUCUGUUUUGAGUUGUUUUUUACCAGGAAAGGAAGGGCCAGGGGAUGAGGCGGGCACCGGGGGCUGGGGGCCACAGACCACUGAGGCAGAGGCUCCCCACCCAGCCUGACCAGCCGGCUGCCACUUCCCCUACUUUUUUUUUUUUUUUUUUUUUUUUUUUAAUUUUAUAAUUGGAGCCCUUGGUGAGGUUACGUGUGCCAUGAGAACCCACUCUACACCACGUCGCUGGUGCCUCAGUGUUGGCCAAACUCUGGAGUCACUGACUGGUUUGACUUUCAUACGGUGAAUAUGCAUUUGGUCUGUACUGAUCAUGGAAUAAACACAUCUCUCUUUUUUAAUGCUGGUGUCUUCCUGACAUUUCUUUGUGAACCACCUGUUGCCUAGGUUAGGCCCAGGGCCGCUCCCCCGCCCCCCCCCCCCCCCAAAUCCCAAACCACCUUUGUACAAGAACUACCACCAGGGCCACCUAGGCCGUCUCCUGUGACCACGUUGAAGCUGUGACACGGAGCCCAGGCACCCAUUCUUUCUAUGGACCCUGGUCUCCUAGCGGGGUGACAUGCUCCAGCAGAACCUGGCCAGACUCCAGACAGUAUUUUCCCCCCUUCGCCCUCCUCCAUCCUGGUCCCCCACUCACCAGAGGACUUGGGCCACUUCUGCCACCUUGCCUGCCUCUACCUUAACUGCUCCUUUCAUUUAAGCUCAGGGUUAACCAGAUGUUCUUAGAUAAGUGUCCAUCCCCCACAAUGGGAUCCUCCCCCGCCCCAUGCAUGUAGACACGCACGCACACAUGCCUGCCCGAGAGAUCCUGCCGUAUGGCUACCCUGCCCCCCUUGCCUGUGUGCCACAAGGCGAGGGGGGCACUCAAGAGUGGCCCCUAGGAUGUAGGAUGAAAGUGUAUCAUUUAUGUGUGCAGAGACGUAAACUGAAACAUUUCUAGCACUGUUUCUUAACCCCUAUCUCCCUUUUCUGUUUCAACCGGAAAAGCCCUUGUAUCAUCUUGUGUUUGGGAUCUGCCGAAACCUCUUGGCAAGAGUGUAGUUCAGGCGGCCGGCCAGAGGCCCCCACUUGCCUCCCUACCCUUGCCCCACCCCCCAGCAGGCACUUCCUCGAUGUGCCACUGUGCUGCCGGUUCAAGUGGGACUUCAUUGGUUCUUUGGGGUUUCUUCCAUCUCAUCCCACCCCCUCACUUCUGUUCCGUGUUUUGUUCAGUAACUUCCCCAGGCCAGGUCCGACUGUUUAGCUGGAGAAAUGGUUUUGUCUGCACCUUCCUUCUAAAGAUUUAAUUCUGCCAUGGCCCUCUCCACACCUCCUUGAUGGGUGUUCCUCUAACUGGGUUGUAAUUAGAACUUGGAUCUACUAUUUAAUUUCUCUGGCCAUUUCCCAUUCCCUCCCACAGUACUAGAAAUCUUAGUCCUAUACAAGAGUAAGAGGUGUGUACAAGCCCCCCACUGUACUGUAUGCACGGAUCGCUUGGCCAAUAAUUAUGUCAGUGAAUCUGAGACUUGUAUUAAACACUUUAGACAUUUGUAGAAGGGAAUUCGUAGACUUUUCACUUAUAUACUAAAGGUUUUUUUUUUUUUUUUUGUGCAGUUCUCAUUGCAAAAAUAAACAUUUGUACUGAAUAUAAAAUUAACCA